AUGAGUGCUUACUUCAUUUGCAACUUUGUUAGUGUUUUCAAUGUGUCUUUGCUUCGGCAAAUUGUUGAUUUUUGUGGCUAUGAGGAACGUUGUAGUAGUAUUAUUGGCGAAUCUUGUGGCUACGGGAUUUCCCGUAGUAAUGUCGCCAAUGAUAAUUGUAGCUACGCGUUUCGCCAUAGUAAUAUUGUUUUAAAAUUGGCUCUGUUCCUCGGAACAGUGUUUACUCUUUUUAAUAUUGGACGGAAGAUCAUAUCUCUGUGGAAUGGAAACCCUGAACUGACGUCACCCGACGUCAGUGAAAUCAUCCCACUCGACAAUAACAUUCCUAACGACUAUAGCAACGCAGUAUCGGCUUUGAAGGAAGUCUACGACAAGAACUUGGAAAAUCUCGAGACGGAAAUUCAACUGCUUACAAGAGAAAAUUCUCGUCUGCGAGCGACGCUGAUUAAGAAGGAAAAUUUGUUUGAUGAAAUGACUGAAAACCUCGACAGUGUCAGACGAAGAGUUCUCGACGAUUUCAAAGGAAGAAUGGACAGCCUGGAUAAGGAAAAUAGUCUAUUGAAAAGGGAACAGCUGGAGCGACUUCAAGAGGCUGAAGAGUAUGAACAAAUAAUAGGCCGCUUGGAAAAGGAGGUCCAGGCUUUGGAAAACGAAAAGGAAAAGGAACUUCGCGAUCUCAUGGAGGAAAUCCGAGGUCUUCGAGGAGAAAAUAUGGACAAGGAAAAAGUGAUUGAAAAUCUGAAAGGAAACAACAUUCAUUGUGAAGAGCUAAUAAACGGUUUGCAGGAAGAGGUCAGGAAUCUCAGAAGACAGAACACCGAAAUGGAGAUCAAUAUGGAAGGGAAAAUAGAAGACCUGGAAGAAGAAGUCCAGAAAUUAGCUGAGGAAAAAAAGGAAAUGGAAGGCAAUGCUCAUCGUCUUAUGCUUGAGCUCAGUAAUCUUCAUGUGGAAAAGGACGUCCAGAUAGUUAUGUGCAGGCAAGAAGUGAUAGAAAAGGAAGCAAAAAUAGAAGAUCUGGAGAACAGAGUCCAGAAUUUACUUGAAGACAACGAAAAAUUUAAAAAUGAAAUGCAAAACCGAGUAAAUGACCUUAGUCAAGAGCUCAAUAAACAGCAGGAUCUGAAUAAAGAGGAGCUUGAAAAGUUUGAAAAAGAAGUAUUCGAAUUUAGACAAAUGAUUCAGGGUCUGGAAAAUGAGAUCGUCUCGUUGAUGGAAGAAAAGGAGAGCCUAAAAAUUAAUAUGGAAAUGGAAAUAACCGACCUUCAAUCACUGAAUAUGGAGAAGGAUGAGCAGCUGGAAGAAUAUAAAAAAGAAGUAAUUGAAUGUGGACGAACGAUUGAAGGUCUGGAAGAUGAGGUCGUCUCCUUGAUGGAAGAAAAGGAGAGCCUGAAAACUAAAAUGGGAAUGGCAAUAACCGACCUUCAAUCUCUAAACAUGGAGAAGGAUGAGCAGCUUGAAGAAUUUAAGAAAGAAGUAAUUGAAUUUGGACGAACGAUUGAAGGUCUGGAGAAUGAGAUUUUUGUCUCCUUGGAUGAAGAAAAGAGGCCUGAAAACUAA
This is a messenger RNA of Macrobrachium nipponense, 1557 nucleotides long. Its product is annotated as putative leucine-rich repeat-containing protein DDB_G0290503. NCBI's taxonomy places the organism in Eukaryota, Metazoa, Arthropoda, Malacostraca, Decapoda, Palaemonidae. The coding region runs from base 1 to 1557 and encodes 518 amino acids. The transcript has a single exon. The record is from RefSeq and is a predicted model, not a curated record.